UCACAGGCUCACAAGAUACACACUCACUAGCACAGGAGUCAAACCCAUUUCUUCCAUCUCCAUUUUCAAAUCCUUUCAUCUUCUUCAUAAUCAAAAAGCUUUCUUUAGAAAUCCAUAAAAAUAUGUUGCUAAAGGCUGCUCCUGCUUUCUCUUUGCUGAGCACCCAUGGAGACAAUCUGGGUCCUCUGUUUUCCUCUGUUUCUUCGUCGUUUAAUAGUCUUUCUCCUACGAUUUUUCGUGGAAAAACUGGGACUGGGUUUGUUCUCUGUGCAUCAAAGGGUUCAAAUGACAAGCCGUUGACCGGGGUUAUUUUUGAGCCCUUUGAAGAGGUAAAGAAGGAGCUCAGUUUGGUCCCUACUGUCCCUCAAGUUUCUCUUGCUAGACAGAAGUAUUCUGAUGAGUGUGAAGCUGCCGUUAAUGAACAGAUCAAUGUGGAGUACAAUGUCUCCUACGUGUACCAUGCCAUAUUUGCUUAUUUUGACAGGGACAAUGUUGCUCUCAAGGGUCUUGCCAAGUUUUUCAAGGAAUCAAGUGUUGAAGAAAGAGAGCAUGCUGAGAAAUUGAUGAAAUACCAGAACAAAAGGGGCGGAAAAGUGAAGCUGCAGUCUAUAGUAAUGCCCCUUUCGGAAUUUGAUCAUGUGGAAAAAGGAGAUGCAUUGUAUGCAAUGGAGCUUACUUUGUCUCUGGAAAAAUUAACAAAUGAAAAGCUCCUGAACUUACACAGUGUGGCUGAGCGAAACCAUGAUGUGCAGUUGGGUGAGUUUGUUGAACGUGAGUUCUUAGCAGAACAGGUGGAAGCCAUCAAAAAAAUCUCUGAAUAUGUUGCUCAGUUGAGAAGAGUGGGCAAAGGGCAUGGAGUAUGGCACUUCGACCAGAUGCUUCUUCAUGAGGAAGAGGCCGUUGUUGCAUAAUGAUGGAGACAUCUUAUUUGCUGCUUAAGUACCAUUUUGAAGGUUAUUCUAUGCUAUCUUUUUGGGUUAGUAGUUCUUUGUUGAGAGAUUUUUGGGGGUUUGGUUACCUCAGACGUGAGAUGAUGUUGAUAGAUGAUAGACCAUUAAAAAUGGGGUUUAGUGCUUUAGUCCUCGUACUUGACAAUGGUCAUCCUGUUUAAAAGUAGUUGAAAUAUAUGGAUGUCUUUUAUUCCCAA
Hevea brasiliensis (rubber tree) is the source of this 1147-nucleotide messenger RNA. Its product is annotated as ferritin-3, chloroplastic. Gene Ontology annotation, molecular function: ferrous iron binding; ferric iron binding. The record is from RefSeq and is a predicted model, not a curated record. Lineage: Eukaryota; Viridiplantae; Streptophyta; Magnoliopsida; Malpighiales; Euphorbiaceae. Gene Ontology annotation, biological process: iron ion transport; intracellular iron ion homeostasis. The transcript has 8 exons. Bases 123 to 911 code for a protein of 262 amino acids. Gene Ontology annotation, cellular component: cytoplasm.